Messenger RNA from Danaus chrysippus (African queen), 537 nucleotides. NCBI's taxonomy places the organism in Eukaryota, Metazoa, Arthropoda, Insecta, Lepidoptera, Nymphalidae. The record is from the annotation of a GenBank genome assembly.
AUGUUCGCUAAGACUUUCAUCGUGUGCGCUCUGCUGGCAGUAGCUCAAGGAGGCUUACUCGCAGGUCACGGAGCCAUAUCGUCCCAGAGCAUAGUUUUGGGACAUCCAGCUCCUGCCAUUGCUGCCCACGCUGUUGCUGCACCUGCUUUGGGUUGGGGAUUAGGUCACGGUGGACUACUCUCUCACGGAUCACUUCUUCGAGCUCCUCUAAUCCACGCUGCACCUGUCGCUCAUGCCGUAGCUCCAGUUGAAGUAUACUCACAUCCUCGCUACCAAUUCAACUAUGGUGUUGCUGACGGCCACACCGGAGACCAGAAGAGCCAGUGGGAAUCCCGUGAUGGUGAUGUGGUAAAGGGCCAGUACUCUCUCGUGGAAGCUGAUGGCACCAUCCGUACCGUUAACUAUUCUGCUGAUGACCAUAAUGGAUUCAACGCUGUUGUGAGCAGACAAGGCCAUGCUGCUCACCCAGCUACAGCCGCUGUUGCGCAUGCACCCGUCGCCAUAGCAUCCUUGGGCCAUGGUUCUCUUCUCCAUUAA